Molecule: messenger RNA, 1680 nt
Organism: Peromyscus eremicus (cactus mouse)
Lineage: Eukaryota; Metazoa; Chordata; Mammalia; Rodentia; Cricetidae
Gene: Vps4b
Product: vacuolar protein sorting 4 homolog B
Exons: 11
Coding region: 233-1567 (444 amino acids)
Biological process (GO): endosomal transport; vacuole organization
Molecular function (GO): ATP binding; ATP hydrolysis activity
Source: RefSeq, a predicted model, not a curated record
GCAGAGGCGGGACCAGAGCCCCCGAGGGCUCGGGAUUGCGGAAGUUUUGUGCGGAAGGUCGGGUGGCUGGCGGAGUUCCUGGUAGGUUUACCGCUCUCGCGCCCAGGCGGCGGCUGGGGUUCGGAGCCACCCGCACCCGGAGGACUGCGACUGUGACCCGGCGCGACUCGGUGCUGCGGCCGGCGGUGCUCGCCCCGCGUCCCUCCGCACGGACCCGCCUCGGACCUCCACCAUGGCGUCCACGAACACCAACCUCCAGAAAGCAAUAGAUCUUGCAAGCAAAGCAGCCCAGGAAGACAAAGCUGGGAACUAUGAGGAAGCUCUUCAACUCUACCAACAUGCUGUUCAGUAUUUUCUCCAUGUCGUUAAGUAUGAAGCACAAGGUGAUAAAGCCAAGCAAAGUAUCAGGGCCAAAUGUACAGAAUAUCUUGAUAGAGCAGAAAAACUGAAGGAGUAUCUGAAGAAAAAAGAGAAGAAGCCACAGAAGCCUGUGAAAGAGGACCAGUCAGGUCCAGUUGAUGAGAAGGGGAAUGACAGUGAUGGGGAAGCAGAAUCUGAUGAUCCUGAAAAAAAGAAACUACAGAAUCAACUUCAAGGUGCCAUUGUUAUAGAGCGACCAAAUGUGAAGUGGAGUGAUGUUGCUGGUCUUGAAGGAGCCAAAGAAGCACUUAAAGAGGCUGUGAUUCUGCCUAUUAAAUUUCCUCAUCUAUUUACAGGAAAGAGGACACCUUGGAGAGGAAUCCUGUUGUUUGGGCCACCAGGAACAGGAAAAUCCUAUUUAGCCAAAGCCGUUGCAACGGAAGCAAACAACUCAACGUUUUUCUCAAUAUCUUCCUCUGACCUUGUCUCUAAGUGGCUGGGGGAAAGUGAAAAACUGGUUAAGAACUUAUUUCAACUUGCCAGAGAAAACAAGCCUUCCAUUAUCUUCAUUGAUGAAAUUGACUCUCUGUGUGGCUCAAGAAGUGAAAACGAAAGUGAAGCUGCACGUCGAAUUAAGACCGAAUUCCUGGUUCAAAUGCAAGGAGUUGGUGUGGACAAUGAUGGCAUUUUGGUUCUGGGAGCUACAAAUAUACCCUGGGUUCUGGAUUCUGCAAUUAGGCGAAGAUUUGAGAAACGUAUUUAUAUUCCUUUGCCUGAAGCACAUGCCCGUGCAGCCAUGUUUAAACUACACUUGGGCACCACUCAGAACAGCCUCACAGAAGCAGACUUCCAAGAACUUGGGAGAAAGACAGACGGCUAUUCAGGAGCAGAUAUAAGUAUCAUUGUACGGGAUGCACUUAUGCAGCCUGUCAGAAAAGUUCAGUCAGCUACUCAUUUCAAAAAGGUUCGUGGACCCUCAAGAGCUGAUCCUAACUGCAUUGUAAAUGACCUGCUAACCCCCUGCUCUCCAGGAGAUCCCGGGGCUGUGGAAAUGACAUGGAUGGAUGUCCCUGGAGAUAAACUCUUGGAGCCAGUUGUUUCCAUGUGGGAUAUGCUACGGUCGCUGUCUAGCACAAAACCUACCGUCAAUGACCAUGACUUGUUGAAAUUAAAGAAGUUUACAGAGGAUUUUGGCCAGGAAGGCUAAUGCAAAGGCAGCAAGACCAUGUUUACUCUGCAUUUCUUCUCUUUUGUAGGUAUUUUGCCUUUCUUGGAUGACAUUCAGAUUAUUUCCAGUAAAACUCUUUUACACAGGAAAAA